AUGGCGGACGCAUCCAAGACAUCGAAUUGGUGGGACGCCUUCCCUGCGCCCCGGCACACGGCACCCCUACUCCCACGCGAAGUGGCCCUGCCAAAUCUCACAUCUCCCGACCUGUUGAUUGUGGAUGUACGACGCACCGACUACGAGGGCGGCGCCAUCUAUGGGAGUCUAAAUCUGCCGGCGCAGUCCUUCUACACCAACUGCGCCGUGCUCUACGAUCUCUGCAAGCGAGCGCGAUCGAGCGCUGGCAGAGGGACACGGUGUUCAGGAUGGUUCGCCGACUAUCUGGCUGAGAAGGGCGACUCUGAGAUGCAGUCACUGACGCUCGCUGGAGGAAUAAAGGGGUGGGUCAAGGCUGGCGAGGCAUACACGUCCAAGGUUGAUGGCUACGAGCCUGAGUAUUGGAAGCAGUUUGACGAGAAGAAAUGA
Molecule: messenger RNA, 429 nt
Organism: Trematosphaeria pertusa
Lineage: Eukaryota; Fungi; Ascomycota; Dothideomycetes; Pleosporales; Trematosphaeriaceae
Exons: 2
Coding region: 1-429 (142 amino acids)
Source: RefSeq, a predicted model, not a curated record